This is a messenger RNA of Corapipo altera (White-ruffed manakin), 2170 nucleotides long. Its product is annotated as olfactory receptor 4D1-like. The record is from RefSeq and is a predicted model, not a curated record. Gene Ontology annotation, biological process: G protein-coupled receptor signaling pathway. Gene Ontology annotation, molecular function: G protein-coupled receptor activity; olfactory receptor activity. Lineage: Eukaryota; Metazoa; Chordata; Aves; Passeriformes; Pipridae. Gene Ontology annotation, cellular component: membrane.
UCCCUGAGUGGCUACAGUAAACCCACCUUUCUUCACACCCAAGAAAGUUACGGAUUUCAUAGCAACUUUGUUCCUACCGCGAUGCUUAGACAGAAUGAAUGUAUGAGUGGUUUGUUGGGGUUUUUUUCUUGUUUUCUCUUUGUAAUCCUCUGUGGAGAAGAGGAAUCAGACAGCUCUGAGACUGCAGACAAAGCAGUCCUAUGUGGAAUAAGUGCUUUAGAUGUGUGAAGGGUAAAAGGUAAUGUUAGAGGGAAGUACUGUUGCACCGAGGAGGGGCCAAAGCCUGGAGUACUGGGCAAACAGAAGCCUAUUUAUGAAGAUAGCAACUAAUUGUAAAGUCACACUGGAUUUUAAGGGUAGAGAUGCAGAGUAAAAAACUGGAGAUCAGAAGAAACAGUUCCAAAAACUCAGAUUACCUCCGCUGAACAAAAUAUUCACUGUGUAGUGCAGGGAUAUAAGGAGUUUGCUAGAAUGGGAGUUUCUGAGCCAAGAGAGCAGAAAGAUCAUCUCUCUUGGUGUUGAAAAUCUUAAAUUCAUCAGUCUCCUUUCUCUGUUUUUCCUCUCACAGGCAUGCGCAGAUGGUAAUGGAUGGAGCCACAGAAUGUAACCAGUCCUGUAAUGGAAUUUGUCCUCCUGAGUUUCAACCACAGUCUUAAGAUUCAGCAAUUCCUCUUCACAGUCUUCUUCACUGUCUACCUGAUGACCUGGUUGGGAAACAUCACUAUCCUCAUCACUGUUAUCACUGACUUCCACUUGAACACACCCAUGUACUUCUUCCUGGCUUACUUAGCAUUCACAGAUAUAACCAAAUCAUCAGUAAGUACUCCCAUUCUAUUGUCAGGUCUUGUCUCCCAGCACAAAACUGUUCCACUCAAGGAGUGCAUCCUUCACAUGUUUUUCUUGCACUUUGUUGGUGGUGCUCAAGUCUUCCUUCUUGCAGUGAUAGCAGCUGACCAGUACGUGGCCAUACACAAGCCCUUGCAGUACGUGACAAUAAUGAACUGUGAGGUGUGUUUAGGUCUAGUGGCAGGGUCAUGGGCAGGUGGAUUCAUUCACUCUGCAACACAGAUUGCUCUGCUUCUUCCCUUACCUUACUGUGGUCCCAACACUUUGGACAAUUUCCACUGUGAUGUCCCACAAGUGCUGAAAGUGGUCUGCAUUGACACCUACCUGACAGAGCUGCUGAUGACCUCAAAUGGUGGACUGAUCCUCACAGUAAUUUUGGUCUUUCUGCUCCUUUCAUACGCUGCCAUUUUAGUAAAGAUAAGGAGGCAAGUCGCAGAAGGAAAGCACAAAGCUUUGUCUACUUGUGUUGCCCAGAUAAUGGCAAUAAGCAUAACAUUCAUUCCAGGAAUAUUCAUCUAUGCUCCGCCCUUCAAGACAUUUGAACUGGACAAAGUGGCCUCCAUCUUCUUCACUGUGCUUGUUCCAGUGCUGAAUCCCUGGAGAUAUACUGAAAUGACCCUGAGAAAUACUGAAAUGAUAAAGGCCAUCAGGAGACUUGUUUCUAGGGUUCUGUAAGGGAAUAGCUUUACUCCCUGCUGAAUGGUCGCCCUUAUUCUUUGUAACUGUUGCAACUUACCAUGACUGAAAUACCCGAAAUUCCAGCAAAGACAUUUGCAUAAGAGAAACCCUUUCAGAGAACUAAGUCAGAGGAAACUCAACUAAGCUUCCUUUACUUUAAGUGCAGUUCCCACCAAUACAGUCUGUGGAGUCAAGGGCAGGUUCCUCUAACACUAAAUAAGGUGAGCGGGAUAUUCUGCUGAAAGACGGUUUUUUGCUGUUUUUUAGGAGGUUUGGUUUUUUUGGUCUUUUUUUCAUAAGUAAAGGGAUCCUGCUGGCUUUUCAGUGGCAUGAUUUCUUUUUCUGCUACUAUGUCUAAUGAUGAGUGACUUCUCUUUUUUAAUAUCAGUCACCUUACAUUCUUGUGAGAAAAAAAUUAAUCUGUUCUACAAAAUUAUUCUUCUUCAGAUCACUUAAUUCUUAUUGCCACAACUCUUAGGGUCUACUACAGGCUGCCUGACCAGGGGGAGCAAGUUGGCAAGGGCUCUUGCUUCAGGAUACAGGACUGCAUUUGCAGGUUCUCAUCCUGAUGAGGGAUUUCAACUCCCUGGAUGAAAAAUUAGUAAAAAAUGAGUGAAAAAUCUUUGGUUUGGAACUGUUUAAUAAG